CCUCUAAAAACCUUUCUCUCUCUCCACACCCCAUUAUACCACCUCCACCACCACCCUUUCUUUAUUUCUUUCCUUCCAUAUACAAUGGGAAGAAGAGAUACAUAAAAAAACAAAAGGUGGUGGUAGAUAGAUAGAUGCAUGAGAUUGAGCCACAACAAAACAUAAAUAGUUGACAUAAAUAAAAAAUCUCUCUUUUUCACAUAAACCACCACCUUACCUUCUCUUCCUAAAUUCUAAUCCUUUUUGCCUUUGGCACCAGAUUUUUCCUCACCAACCCUCUUUGAUUCUCCUUGGGUUCCACGCUCCUCUUCAGUGUAGGAGCUUGGUGAUAUAUGAGAAGGGCCGUCCAGAUAACUGUUGUGCAUUAAUUGGAAUAUCUGAAUCAAACUAUGGUGAGCUUACGAAGACGCAAGCUUCUGGGACUAUGCUCUGGGAAAAGUUCAUUCAUAGCUCCACUUCCUAGGUUUUUCAAUGGAAUUACUCCUGAAAUUUCUACUCAUAAUUCCAAUCAUGUCAGAGUGCAUCCAGUGGCUCCAGCUAAUGUAAACCAGCCAGUGGGGAAUAGAAUAGGACCUGGAUCUUCAAAUGGAUCUGGUUCAAGCUCAUCAAAAGAGCAGCCCAUUCAACCAGUUGCAGGGCCACCAAUUAAACGCAGAAAGCGACACAGGAGAAAGCAUUUUCAAAACCAAGAACCAUGUCUCAUGAGAGGUGUCUAUUUCAAAAAUAUGAAAUGGCAGGCAGCAAUAAAAGUUGAUAAGAAACAAAUUCACUUGGGAACUGUUGGUUCGCAAGAAGAGGCUGCCCGUUUGUAUGACAGAGCUGCUUUCAUGUGCGGAAGGGAACCUAACUUUGAGCUUUCUGAGGAGGAGAAGCAAGAACUUCGGAAAUUCAAUUGGGAAGACUUCUUGGCAAUAACUCGUCAUGCCAUUACUAGUAAAAAACACAAGAGAAGGCUUGGGGCAGGAUCACAGAGGAGGUCUGAGUCUCCGUUGCAGAACAGCGACUGGGAUGUCAAGCAAGAAGUCAAUGGCCAUUCGACUUCAGAAGAUAUGGAGCCAGACACAUCUGCCUCUUGAAAACCACAAUCAAGAACAUCACCGAAUUUUCUAGUUCUAACAGUAAAGUUCUAGCUGAUAGGCUCCAAUUUUUGUUUUAUAAAGGCCCACUCUAGGGUCAAUCAUGGUAGAUUUCAUUGUCUCAUGGUAAGCAAAUUCUUCUUGCUUUAAACCAAUAAAGAAUUCCAUAUUGGAUGCAUCAUAGUCAUUAAUCAGCAUCAUCUUCAGUUGGAUGAACCCGUGCGCAGAUUUAAUCCUUUUUCCUGAAGUUGAAGCUUAAACUACAUUCAAACUCAUUAUAAGCUGUUCAUGUAGGAAAAGCUUCUUGAGAAAUUUGGUAGAGUAGUUACUAUUGGCAGUAAUUUAUCUGCUAUUUACAUCAUUGUAUACUGAAUUCAUGCACUACCAAUAGCGGUAUGCAAUUAUUAACUAAUAUAAUUUAUAGAUCAAUGUGUGCUGAUGUGAACAUUCCAUCUGGCUGAUGAUCAGUAAUGGAAAGAAAGCUGCAACAUGGAAUUUCAUAAUUAGACUCUA
Messenger RNA from Quercus robur (English oak), 1589 nucleotides. RefSeq names its product ethylene-responsive transcription factor-like protein At4g13040. The coding region runs from base 390 to 1076 and encodes 228 amino acids. Gene Ontology annotation, biological process: regulation of DNA-templated transcription. The transcript is spliced from 7 exons. The record is from RefSeq and is a predicted model, not a curated record. Lineage: Eukaryota; Viridiplantae; Streptophyta; Magnoliopsida; Fagales; Fagaceae. Gene Ontology annotation, molecular function: DNA-binding transcription factor activity; DNA binding.